UCAGCUAAAUCGUUAUGGUGUGAUCACAUUGAAUGCCUAAUAAAUAUAUGAGUGCAAGUUCACGUCAGAUCAUGCAUGAGCCGAAAAACAAAAUUUGAAAAGUGCCAUUGAACCAUGUUGAGACUUGCAUGUAGCUGCUCACCCACUGAACGCAACCAGCAAGUGCAAGCGUUCAAUGUGAGGGUUCCUGUUAAUUUUUCUCAGAUUUUGUUUUUCUCACCCCUGCAUGCUUCAUCAUGCAUAACCAAGCUUGCACUUCGCAUUCAAUGUGAUCAUACCCUUACACUUUGACAGACCACUCACAGAACUUCCUGACCGAGCUGAAUGAAUUGAUACCAGUCUUUCACCAACCACCAGUUUAUAAUAAAAUUAAAAAAUAGUAUGGUUGAUUGGCGAGGAAAAAUAUAUUAGGACACUUGUUUGGAUAAAAUUGGUAUUUAUAUUUUGCAAAUUUAUGAAGAAAUGUAACAGUCGCUGUAAAUACAAAUACUGUACUCCUUAUAAAUGAUAUUAUAAUGUUACUGGUUAGAACGGAAACAGUACAGUGCAUGUCUUAUCGCAUUUAGUUCCCCCCCUCUAUGUCUCUCUACCUAGCUCUGUCUAUCUCCGAUGAGGAGGAGGAGGAGGAGGAGGGUACUUUCUCCCCGGCAGAGCUGGCUGAGUCCCUGUCGUCUUUAAAACCGCAUCAAGUGAUGGUGAUUGGUUCCGUGGUGUUGAACGAGAUAGUGGUGGGACUUGCGGUGUCCUACCUGAGCGUCCUGAUGUGUGGCAUCGGUGUCCUGAUGGCGUGGCGUGGCUUCUCUCCCCUCCGCCAACUGCCCACCUUCCACUGGGUGUGCGUUGACGCUCCACAUAAAACUCCCAGAGUUUUGCUCAGCCGCUUGUUUUAUAAGCACAUUCACAAGCAGCACCACGAGUGGACGGCUCCAAUCUCAGUUACCGCCAUCUACUGUCAUCCCAUCGAGCACACAUUCAGCAAUCUGUUGCCGCCCUUCCUCGGGGACAGGUGAUUUUCCAUAAUAGUUCAAUAGACAAUAGUUGAGCUGGUAUUGCAGAAUGAUUCAAUGUGGAGAAAGCUGAAGAUAGCUUGUUUUGCCUGCGCAUGCGCAGAGAAGCAAGCAGACUACAAUUCAAUCGACCAAUGAGAGCUCUUCAA
Molecule: messenger RNA, 1156 nt
Organism: Nilaparvata lugens (brown planthopper)
Lineage: Eukaryota; Metazoa; Arthropoda; Insecta; Hemiptera; Delphacidae
Product: fatty acid hydroxylase domain-containing protein 2-like
Exons: 5
Coding region: 579-1010 (143 amino acids)
Source: RefSeq, a predicted model, not a curated record